AUGGCUGUUCGGCCAGCCGCGACCACUGCCGUGUCGGCUCCAGGCAAGGUGCUUCUCACAGGAGGCUACCUGGUUCUGGAUCGAAAGUACUCGGGCACCGUCUUUGCCCUCGAUGCUCGCAUCCAUGCCAUAGUGGAGCAGGUUCACCGUGACCGUCCCCCUACCCCUAGCGAGCCGCUUGCCCAGCCACCGGAUACUGCGAAGGAGGCUGUGAUCGAGGACGAAGAACAGGAUAAAAAGGCCCUUGACGGCCCUCCAGAGGAAAGCGUGGUGGUCCGCUCGCCGCAGUUUCGAGAUGCUGUUUGGGAAUAUGCUGUGCAGAGGUGCAAGGAUGGAGGCGGGGUAAAGGUUUCACAGAGAAAUGACGGACCAAAAAAUCCAUUCGUCGAGACCUCCUUAAACUAUGCGUUGACAUACAUUGGCUACGUAGCCGACUCUCAAGACCUGGGCUCUCUCUCCGUUACGAUCCUUGCGGAUAAUGACUACUACUCGGAUACUGGGUUGGGGAACAAUGUCGACGUUCGAGCCCGUGGCGGGUUCCGCGACUUUGGCGUUACUCUACAGGAUGCCCACAAGACGGGGUUAGGCUCGUCGGCUGCCUUGGUGACUGCGCUAGUAUCUGCCCUCGUUACACACCGCACGAUGCACCCGGACGAUCUGGUAGUUGCUCGCGAGAAACUACACAAUCUAGCGCAGGCAGCACAUUGCGCAGCCCAAGGCAAAGUGGGAUCUGGAUUCGAUAUCGGAGCCGCGGUCUUUGGGUCAUGCUUCUACCGUCGCUUUUCCCCUUCAAUUCUCGAGAAACUGGGAGAAAUUGGCUCCCCGCGCUUUGAAGAAAGACUCUUUUCAACCGUCGAGGACCUAGACCCUACGCAGCCAUGGGAUACCGAAUGCGCGGACGUCGGCAUGAAACUGCCGCCUGGCAUGCAGCUCCUGCUCUGUGAUGUUGAUUGCGGAUCUCAGACGCCUUCAAUGGUCAAGAAGGUGCUCGAAUGGCGUAAGCAGAACCAAGACGAGGCAGACCAACUCUGGGAUGAUCUACAAGCGAACAACGAAAAACUGCGCCACGAACUUCGACGGCUCAGUCACGUCCGGAUGAACCCAGGAUACGAGGCAGGGAUGGAGCCUGAACUUUACAGAAAUGUGGGCAUCCUGAUGCAGCGAUCCCGAAGCUAUUUGCAUGCAAUGACGGAAAAAUCAAAAGUACCAGUGGAGCCGCGCGUACAAACCGAACUACUAGAUGCCGUCUUACAGGUGGAAGGUGUUAUUGGCGGUGUAGUCCCGGGAGCUGGCGGUUACGACGCGGUUGCUGUGUUGAUCCAGGACGAUAUUGACGUGGUUAAACGAUUACAAGCGCUCUUUGAAUCCUACCAAAGUAAAGUUGAAGACGAUUUCGGUGGCAAGAUCGAACGAGUGCGCAUGUUGGGAGUCAGGCAUGGAUCAGAGGGCGUGAAGAAUGAAUUCCAAAGCCUAGGGCGGUACUUGACAUGGCUGUGA
Talaromyces proteolyticus is the source of this 1497-nucleotide messenger RNA. Its product is annotated as phosphomevalonate kinase. NCBI's taxonomy places the organism in Eukaryota, Fungi, Ascomycota, Eurotiomycetes, Eurotiales, Trichocomaceae. Gene Ontology annotation, biological process: isopentenyl diphosphate biosynthetic process, mevalonate pathway; ergosterol biosynthetic process. Gene Ontology annotation, cellular component: peroxisome. Gene Ontology annotation, molecular function: ATP binding; phosphomevalonate kinase activity. The transcript has 2 exons. The record is from RefSeq and is a predicted model, not a curated record. Bases 1 to 1497 code for a protein of 498 amino acids.